GAUGCGGUGGCUGCUGGGACCGAGCUGGGCCGGGCGUUGCGCGCGUGUGGGGCUGGCCGUGGCCGCGGCGGCGCUGCUGAUCCAGGCGCUGCGCAGCUGGGCCGCCGCCCCGCGCCGCUACGAGUUCGACCCGGAGGAGAUCGCGCGCCUCGGCAAGCACCACGCCGGUCUGGACCAUGAGCAGGCCUUUUCCAAGAUCAUUGUAGAAUUGCGGAAGAAGCACCCAGGGCACAUCCUGCCAGAUGAGGACUUGCAGUGGAUAUUUGUCAAUGCCGGAGGUUGGAUGGGUUCCAUGUGCCUGCUCCAUGCUUCCUUCUCAGAGUACGUGCUGCUGUUUGGCGCAGCCGUUGACAGCGGGGGACACUCGGGCAGAUACUGGGCUGAUAUCUAUGACACAGUCAUUUCAGGGACUGUGCGGCAAUGGAAAGAGGGUACAACGAAAAGCGAGCUCUAUUACCCAGGAGACAGCAUUGUCCACUGGUCCGGAGAAGCCGCCGCAGUGCAGUGGAGUGCCGGCACAUGGAUGGUAGAGUACGGCCGUGGCGUCAUCCCCUCCACGCUCCCCUUUACCCUCGCUGAUACAGUCUUCAGCACACAGGACUUCCUCACACUCUACUACACUGUGCGCGUUUACGUCAAGGGGCUGCUCUUGGAGGCCAACGCCUACUUCAGCGACACGAGCCAAUGACAGCAUGGUCCUCCUCGGUUCUGUCCCAACUGUUUCCCUUUGACAUGGAAAGAGCUCCUCCCUACCUGCCUUCCCCUGGCUGUGUCUUGUACUAGAGAGCCUGGUGUAACUCAUGAGCUCACACAAAAUUGGGAGCGUGCUGUGUGUUUCCGCAAGCAAACAGGAAUCUUAACAGGGCAUUACUAUGUAAACCCAGAUGGCUAUUUCUUAAUACCUGAAUGUUUCUCUCGUGUAUUCCUGUGAAUAGAUGUCAAAUACCUUUUCCAUGUUCUUCAAGGUGAUUACUGGGUGCCUCCUGGAAAUAUGGAGACCGAGGGUCUUGGAGCCAUUCAUAGCUGAGAAGAGAGAAUAUUCUGUAAACGUGUUGACACGCUCUGGGCAUGACGGAGCCUUCUAAGAGCAAUCCACCAAGCUCUGUUGAUGCACAACUUCUGGGCGAUUUUGCCAAGCAGGGCGGUGCUUGAUCACUGCAGAAAUGAGUGGAGGUUGAGCAGCCUGAGCGCAUGGGGGACGGAGCCCACCAAAUGAUAUAUUUGCACUACUGUAUAACACAGACAAACACUUCUUGCUAAAUUCACUCUCUUCCCCACCCUGUUUGAACUCCGUUUAAUUCAUGAGAUUGAACAUGGGUUAUCCUUCUCUUCUUUGCUUUACUGAGCAAUGUCUGUGUCCAGGUGAUCAACUCCUACAGGAGCCUGUGAAAGGAAAAAGAAGGCAGAUCGGACCCUCCUGGUUGCAUCUUGGAUUCUGUUGGAGUUCUGUUUCGCAGGAGUAGGUUAUUUUGUAUUCCAUUCCCUGGAAAGAAUCUCCUCUCUGUGUGUGUAAAGAACACGCCUGCCCUGCUACCUUUGUGGAAAAGCAAAUACGAUUUACCAAUUGUGCUCUCAUUGAGUUAGGAAACGCUAUCGCAGUUCAGUCAUUAGGACCUCUGCCUGCUGUGGGUGGUAGUUAGCCCUCAGUCUGUGCUCAUAACAUGAGUUUUCUCCAUAUGUCUUAAUGCCCACAGGGUCAGUGAGUGGAAGGUGGCAAACUUUCCUUCCAUCCCCUCCUUCCCCACAAUGGACUGCACGUUCUCAAAGGACCUCAUCCAGUUUGAUCCUGUAACAGGGAGAGCCGCCAUCCAUCGCCUUAACUUAGAGCCUUACUCUGGUGGCCUCUUCAGCUAUGCACGCAUAUGUAUAUAGAUAUAUAGAUAGAUAUAUACCUCCUAGUGUUGAUGUAUCUGGCAGGAUGCCAGGUGACCAUUGUUCCCAGGGAUGCUUUUUUGCCUGAGGCCUGUGGUGAGAAUGACAGCUGCCCAGUUUGGCUGGAGCUUGCUUGGCCCAGAAACUGCUCUUCUUUUUUUCUUUUACAGUUCCUAAUCAUCGGGCUGAGCCCAAACGUUGCAAUUUCAAACCUGCCUCGAAAAUCAGAAAGCAGGGCCCAAACCCAGCGAUUUGCAAAACUGUGCUGAAAGGUUCAGAGGGGAAUUACUGGUUGAUGGCAGCUUUCUUCUCCCGCCAGGUUUUUUUUCGGCUGCUGCUGCUGCUUCUACAACAAAGGCAGAGCUGCUCUUGGUGACCAGCAACUGGCGGCCUCCGUUUUUCUCUCCCAAUGCCUCAGCACAGCAUUGUUUCUGGGAGAAAUAUCAAAGGAAGGAUAGCUGUGCCACCAGCCAUCAGCAAGCUGUCCCAGUCUUUCUCUACAAUUUCGGUGUCCCUGUUCAGACAUGCGCACCAUUUUCAUGGCCUGCAACUGGGGGCCAUGACAUUGAUCUAUUCUAGCCCAGCCCUAGUUUCCAAGGACCUGAGAGGUCGGGGCUGCUUCCUCUUGACACCUUACACCUGAAGCGACCUGUAGAUAACUGGUUCUGCUGAAGAAACCCUCCUUCAUCCGAAACUAAUCUUACCUGCUGGUGGGAGCACUCCAGAAAUAAGCUCUGCCUGUCCACCUCAGCCCUUCUUCUCUGGAACCACCAGAACUCAGACCCAAGCACCCACCCCCACCCCAGCAGUAUAAGGCCGUGCAGAGAUGAAACAGCCAUUGCCUUCCCUUUCCAAUCUUUUCCUUUUGGAAGAUUCCCCUUCCUUAAAUACUGUUGAAACCAGCUGCAUGGCUUUUCUCCUUCCCUCUUCCCCUUCAUACUUUCUGAGGGUUGCAUACAGUUCCCACAAGUGCAGGUGAAAAGGGGUCGCUUGGCUUGCGGUGAGAAGAAAUGGGUUGAUCUUGGCCUUCGCAAUGCAAUAAUUCUGCUCAGCAAGGAAAAGGGAAGGAGCACAGUUAGAGUGGAGAAAGGGGGGUUCCAGGUAGUAGCUGCCUGCCCUCCUCGGCCUUUCCUCCUUCCCCUCAGCAACACCACAGUUGAACAGACUACGUGGUCCAAGCUGGUCUUAUACUUGCCCUUUAUUGGGUGUGUGUUUACUGGCAAGUGACCACUGCAAUUCAAAAUGCCGAACCCAUCCCAUGGGGAAGAGCCACACAGAUGUGCCUGUAUGUAUUUGAUAGAAUUUGUCUGAAAGCCCUGGAACAAGGGGGUAGUUUGCCCAAUGGUUGCAGUUGAUUAGCAACUCUUAGAAACUGGAAAGGUGAUUCAUUCCCUCUCCUCUUCUUCUGGGACUGAGCGGUUCUUUCUUUGAGCUGAAAUGCACUUGACCUGUUUGCAGACUCCUUAUUUCUUCACACACACGCUUCUGCUAGCCCCUCUUAUUAGGACAGUCCCAAGGGCAAGUAUUUGCUACGUGCUGUAGGUAGCCAAGAAUUUGCAGUCUUUUCUGUGCAGUAGCCUCGUAAGUAACCCGUCAACCAAACACACGUAGCAUGUAUCUGGUUUUUGUCUCUCAGUUACUGCAAAUGUGUCUCAGUCGACAUAAAAUCUUGGGUCUUUUGUUUGCCAACCAGUAUUUGGGAAUAAAUCAGUGUGUAUGAUUCUUAUACUUUGACAAAAGGGGAAUACAAUGGACCAUGGUUGAACUUGU
This is a messenger RNA of Elgaria multicarinata webbii, 3642 nucleotides long. It is a transcript of the gene SIGMAR1, whose product is annotated as sigma non-opioid intracellular receptor 1. Gene Ontology annotation, cellular component: endoplasmic reticulum. NCBI's taxonomy places the organism in Eukaryota, Metazoa, Chordata, Lepidosauria, Squamata, Anguidae. The coding region runs from base 2 to 688 and encodes 228 amino acids. The transcript is spliced from 4 exons. The record is from RefSeq and is a predicted model, not a curated record.